Molecule: messenger RNA, 1305 nt
Organism: Hypoxylon fragiforme
Lineage: Eukaryota; Fungi; Ascomycota; Sordariomycetes; Xylariales; Hypoxylaceae
Product: putative salicylate hydroxylase
Exons: 2
Coding region: 1-1305 (434 amino acids)
Biological process (GO): secondary metabolite biosynthetic process
Molecular function (GO): FAD binding
Source: RefSeq, a predicted model, not a curated record
AUGACUAGCAACCACAGCAACAACACCACCACCAACGGUGAUGCAGCUCCCCUUGAGGUAGCCAUCGUGGGGGGUGGUAUAGUCGGUGUCAUGACGGCAGUGGGUCUUCAUCGUCGAGGCAUCAAGGCUACUAUCUACGAGCGUGCGUCGACCUGGACCGAGGUCAGCGCCGGGUUCGCGUUUACUGAGGCAGCCCGGGGUUGGAUGAACCAGCUAAGCCCUGAUCUCCUGGAGAUCCUAGGCCGUAUCAGCCAAAAAACAGACGCCGAUUCUAGCAACAGCUACUGGGACGGCUACACCCCGCGAACCCGAGAGGAUGCCGAGGAUGAGUCUAAGGCUCUGCUUUUCCGAACUCCAAACAACAAGCUCUGUUUCUGGGGCUGUGUGCGCUCGCAGUUCCUCAAGGAGAUGGCGGCCCUACUACCCGAAAAUUCCGCCUUUUUCGGGAAGCAGCUUCUGACUUACGACGACAAUGAAGAGAACGGCAAGGUCGUCCUUCACUUUGAAGACGGAACUUCGGCCACGGCUGACGUUGUGCUCGGCUGCGAUGGCGUCCACUCCAGCACCCGCAAAACUAUGUUUGGCCCCGACCAUCCAGCCAGCCGUCCGGGCUACACGCACAAUGUUACCUACCGCACCAUGGUUCCUAUCGACGUCGGUGUUGCCGCCAUGGGCGAGAAGACUGCUCAGGGUGGAUGCAUGCACUGCGGUCCGAAUGCAUGCCUUUUAACAUAUCCCGUCAACAGCGGAAAAACGCUAAACAUUGCCAUUUUCGCCUACGACGCCAAGGACUUCCCCAACCCCAACCGGAUGACCGUGCAGGCGGACCGCAGCGAGAUCGAGGAGAUCUUCCGGGAUUGGUGCCCUCACGCGGCAGACGUGUGGAAGUACUACCCGGAGAAGAUGACCAAGUGGGGAAUCUACGACAUGACGGACAACCCGCCGCCAACCUACGCGAAAGGCCGUGUCUGCAUCGUCGGUGACGCCGCCCACGCCAGCACCCCAUUCCUUGGCAUCGGCGCCUGCACCGGCGUCGAGGACGCCCUCGUCGUCAACAAGGUUCUCGAGUCCGUGCACGCCCAGGCGAAGCGCGAGGGCGCUUCCGCUGAUGCGGUUAAGGAAGCGUUACAGACGUAUAGUCGCGCUAGGUUAGAGCGCGGCCAAUGGGUCCCUCGUAACUCGGGACAGAUCGGCCGCAUGUACCAAUGGAGAGAUGGACGCGAUCCCGAGGGCCUCAAGCUGAAGCUCGCGAGGGCUGCUCAGACGAUCACGAGCUUUGAUGUCUUGGCACCUUUGGCGGUCUGA